GGGGCUGCACCAGCAGGAAGCCGCUCCUCGUUGGUUCCAGGACAGGACGGGACUCUCUCCGGGACUCUCCGGGACUCUCCGGGAUCAGUGGACCGUGGUGGACCGUCAUGGACCGGACGGCGGUGGUGAAGGUCGGAGCCGCGGCCAGUGCCAGCGUGUGCGCCCUGUUCGGCGGAGUGGUUCUGGCUCAGUACAUCGUGGCGAAGAAGAAGCGCGCGGGCAAGAAAACCCGGAUCAUAGAGAUGAUGCCUCAGUUUGAGAAGUCGACGGUCCACAUGAGGGACCCUGAGAGGGUGGAGCAGAUCAUCUGUGGCCUCAUCAAAGGAGGAGCGUCCAAACUGCAGAUCAUCACAGACUUCGACAUGACGUUAAGCAAGUUCGCCGUCAACGGCAAACGCUGUCCGACGUGUCACAAUAUCAUCGAUAACUGUAAACUGGUGACGGAUGAUUGCCGACAGAAGCUGCUGCAGCUGAAGAAUAAAUACUACCCCAUCGAGAUCGACCCUCACCUCACCAUGGAGGAGAAGUACCCCUUCAUGGUGGAGUGGUAUUUCAAGUCCCACACGUUACUGGUGGAGCAGCGGUUAGAGAAAGACAAGCUGACAGAGGUGGUGAGAGAGUCUGACGCUGCACUCAGGGAUGGAUACGAGCAGUUCUUCGACCGCCUGCAGCAGCACAGUGUCCCCGUCUUCAUCUUCUCCGCCGGCCUCGGUGACGUCCUGGAAGAAAUCAUCCGCCAGGCCGGAGUCUACCACCCCAACGUGAAGGUCGUCUCCAACUUCAUGGACUUUGACGACAACGGAGUCCUGAAGGGGUUCAAAGGAGAGCUGAUCCACGUCUACAACAAACACGACGGCGCCCUGCGGAACACGGAGUACUUCAAACAGCUGAAGGAAUACCACAACAUCGUCCUGAUGGGAGACUCGCUGGGAGACCUCAGCAUGGCCGACGGCGUCCCCAACGUGGAGAACAUCCUCAAGAUCGGCUUCCUCAACGACAAGGUGGAGGAGCGCCUGGACAAAUAUCUGGACUCUUACGACAUCGUCCUGGUGAAGGACGAGACUCUGGAAGUGCCCAACGCCAUCCUGCAGAAGGUCCUAUAACUCCACCCCCUCCAUUCACUUCUCCACUUCCCCCCCGUCAGCCUGGGGCGUCCGUCUUGACCCCCUCACACCUGGUCCAGAUCAUCUCUGUUUAGCCCCGCCUGGACCAUCCUCUGUGCCCCCCCCCCCUCCCCCCUCAGCCUUUUUAAAAAGACAUCUCCUGAAUGAACUGUUUUAAAGUCCUCACAGCAGCAUCAGCCUGUCUCCGGUGUGUUUUGUUCCUGGAAUCAUUUCCAAAUUGUUUUACUAGUGAGACAAAAACAAACAUCAGCGUCUGUCUCACUGCAGCGUUUUAAUUUGCACAUUAUUGUUGGCAUUGUGAUCCAUAAGAUUAUUGAUAUGAUAAAGUUUUCUAUCAUAAAGCAGGUGCACACAAACAGACAGUGUUUUCUCAGAGAUACUAAAUUUAAAUCAGCAAUAGAAACACCACCGACAGAGUAUUUAAGACGGCCGCAGAAGCUCUCAGGAUUGUUAACGUGAUGCACAUGAGCGGGUAAAACGCACUUUAAGUUCUGCACACGGGAGGAAGCAGCCGGUGCACGAACACUCGUGGCAGUAGCUCUAAUUCGUGGAUGUAAGGAGACAUUCUUGCACAUUGAUCUGACCCUGAUGUGUUCAGACACUCAGGAGAAACAGCACGUUCUGCACAACAGAGUCCCUCGCCUCUGGAUUUCUCACUGUCACAGUAAAGCUCCAGUUUAACGUCUAACAGUGACCUCUAGUGGUCAGGAGGGGGAAUUAAAUCAGUAAAGACACCUUGAACCAAAGUGAAGAGUUGAAGUGUUGCAUACAAACACUGCUGUUUGUGGCUCAUAAACCCCAGAAUCAGACCUCUCUAAUGAAACCUGGUGACUCCUGCGUCCUGAGCUCUACCUCUCUAAUAUUCACUCGUUUAUUGUUCCGGGCAGUGUUUCGUUUUCUCUGUUCGUCUGAACGUGUCGUGCUGAAUGUUCUCUUUUGUGUUUUUAAAUGUGCUGCUAUCACCUGCAUGUUGCCUUUUCAUAUUAAGUUUAUGUCCAAGAGAUGGAUGACUAAAGUAUAUGUAUAUCAGUAGACUGGGGGGGGGGGUAAUGUCAUGUUGUAUAUGUGGGUGUUAUAUAUGCAGAGAUGUAUAUGUCGUUUCACUGCGUCUGGAGAGGAGAUCUCCAGAGGUGUAGACCAGGAUUAUAGACCAGUGUGUUGUAUUUUUAUAAGCAGAUGGCUUUCUUUUUUCUUUGAUGCUGUGAUUUCAAAAUGCAAUAAAAUGUCUUUUUUGUGAGCCGUGACUGGAUCACAGACUGGACCCAAAAUCAA
This is a messenger RNA of Notolabrus celidotus (New Zealand spotty), 2396 nucleotides long. RefSeq names its product 5'-nucleotidase, cytosolic IIIA (gene nt5c3a). NCBI's taxonomy places the organism in Eukaryota, Metazoa, Chordata, Actinopteri, Labriformes, Labridae. Gene Ontology annotation, cellular component: cytoplasm. The coding region runs from base 108 to 1103 and encodes 331 amino acids. The transcript is spliced from 8 exons. The record is from RefSeq and is a predicted model, not a curated record. Gene Ontology annotation, molecular function: 5'-nucleotidase activity; magnesium ion binding.